CGGCGAGAUGCGGCCCCGCGGCGCCUGCGCGCUCUUCCUGCUGCUGCCGCUGCUCGUCGCCAGCCCCGCGCAGCUCGGCGCCCAGGAAGAACACCCUCACUGAAAGGAUGAGUGUCAGGGGAGCUGUUGACUAAUGCUAUUAAAGGCACAGCAAGUCUGCAGGUGAAUUUGGCAACUGGAUGGAAGUCAGCUGAGCAGCACGCAGGGGAAAGAAUCAGAACCAUCCAUGCCACCCCCGCCCCAGCAUGGGAAGUGCUGGCGGGAUGAUGUCUGUUGCUACUUGUCUCUCUGGUUCAGGCCUUCUCCGCAAACACUGCCGUUGGUGUCCAGAUGAACCAAGUGCCCAUCCUUUGACGAGUCUGGUGACAGAAAUGAACUGUGUCAACAAGCAGCAGCUCCUCACGUCCAUCCGCCAGUUGCAGCAGCUGCUCAAGGCCCAGGAGACGCGCUUCGCCGAGGGCGUCCGCAGCAUGAGGAGCCGGCUGGCCGCUCUGCAGGGCUCCGUGAGCAGAGUGGGCCCAGACGCCUCCCCAGUGUCCUGUCCUGCUCUGAAGGCCCCUCUGGAUGGCAGGAAGUUCGGAAGCAAGUACUUAGUGGAUCAUGAAGUCCACUUCACCUGCAACCCCGGGUUCCGGCUGGUUGGGCCCAGCAGCGUGGUGUGUCUCCACAACGGCACAUGGACGGGGGCAGAGCCCCACUGCACAGACAUCAGCGAGUGCUCCAGUCAGCUCUGUCAGAAUGGUGGGACAUGUGUAGAAGGAGUCAACCAGUACAAAUGCAUUUGUCCCCCAGGAAGGACUGGGAGCCGCUGUCAGCAGCAGGCCCAGACUGCCGCCCCCGAGCGAGUGGUGGGCGACCCUGCCUUUAGCCGCGCGCCCCGCUGCGCGCAGGUGGAAAGGACACGGCAGUGCAGCUGCGAGGCCGGCUUCCAGCUCAGCGGUGUGGCUGGCGACAGUGUCUGCCAGGAUGUGAAUGAGUGUGAGCUCUACGGGCAGGAGGCACGCCCCCGGCUCUGCAUGCACGCCUGUGUGAACACGCCCGGUUCCUACCGCUGUGCUUGCCCCAGCGGGUACCGGACCCUGCAGGAUGGGAAGAGCUGUGAGGAUGUGGACGAGUGUGUGAGCCCACAGCACCUGUGUCCCCGGGGGACCACGUGCGUCAACACCGGUGGAAGCUUCCAGUGCGUCAGCCCCGCAUGCCCCGAGGCCAGCAGCAACGUCAGCUACGUGAAGACGUCCCCCUUGAGGGGACACCUGGGCCUCUUCCUGUCCAGACUGGACCUUCUGGGAUAUGUGACUAAGAAAGAAAACACAGGCAACUGGGAUUGCUCCCCCCGUGAGAAUCUGGCCUGGCCCCUGGGACAUUGGGCUCAGCUGCCAUGUCUCCAACAAUAGGACCAGGACCUGCAAAUCUGCUUUACUGGGUUGAUACAGGACUUUAUUAAAACUGUGUUUCCAAAUGGUGCUGUUUUGGACCACCCAGUCCCUUGUGAAGAACACCCAAUGGGAGAGUGCAGGGGCCUGACCAUGUUCCUGAAAUUAAGAUAUCACAACAGGUUGCUUGUUCCUCCUUCCUGCUGGGGACAGAGGUGGCCCCCAGGAACAAUCCUCUCACCUCAAGCAGGUGAGGAGGACAGGUAUGAGGAGGUGUGCAGAACAGGUGCUCCACCUCACCUGGAGUGUGACGAUGAUGUGUAUGCUGCAUAGGCCCCAUCUAAAGCAGUGGCUUGUUCACCCAGACCUGCCAUCACAGCACUACACAGGAAUGCCGGGCUGCUUGGGCCCCUCCUGUGGAUCGUUCCUGUGGAAGCAACCAGCUCCAAUGUGUGCCAGGUCAGAGUAGCUGGUAGUCCCAGGUAUUAAUGUGCACCCUUCUCUAGGAGACACGGUGUCACAGGAUUUGGCAGGGGCUUUUAAAGCAUUUUAUCAUGCAUGUGGCAAACUCAUACAGAAGCAGGGAGACUGGUAUCAGGAGCCCAUGUUCGAUCAUGGCCAGUCUUGCUCCAUCUCUCCUGUCACCUCACCCUGGACGACCUUGAAGGUCCUGGAUAUCACAUCAUUUCAUCUGUAAAUAUUUCAGCCUGUAUCUUUAAAUCAUAAGGUCUUUUAAAACCUAACCUCAAUACCAAAGGCACCUAUAAAAAUAGCAACAGUUCCUAAUCCCUUCAAGCAUUCAGUCAUUGUUCACAUUUCUGAGUGGCUCGUGACUUUCUGCCUGUUGGUCUGAAUUAGGCCCAGGCUCUGUGAUUUGUCCAUAUGCCUCUCAAGCCUCCUUUGACCUGUAACACUGCUUCUCACACUUCAGCCCUAGAUGGGAGAGCCUGGCGGCUUGUUAGGAGACAGGCUUCUGGGUCAUUGGCCCUGCAAAAUUUCUCAGCAUCUGGGCUUUCCUGAAUGCGCAUCUGUCAUGUCUUUUACCACUUCUUCCGUCCUCUCUGUUUCUCAUGCUAACAGUUAUAUCUGGAAAUUCGAUUGGAGUCCAGUUAGGUUUAUUUCUGCAAGACCUCCUACAUGUAGGUACUAGGUCUUCCCAGUGGGAGCCGUGGGCUCUCGCCUCUUUUCUGAGCAGCCUCUGAUGACUAUGGUGGAUACAGCCAUGACCCUUUCAGGGGUUGCAAGUAACAUUCCAGUGCAGGUGUUUCUUCUGUGCUUAUUAGCUGGUGUUCUCCAUAAAGAGAAACCUCCUCUCAUCAAUUGUUUUGUUUGCCUGAGAUCUUGUCUGUAUAGGAAAGGCAGGGGAAACCCUUGGCUGUUCCCCGUUGCAGUCUCCAGUGGGAGUCGUUUGGGUCACUGAGUACACGAUGAACUCUCGGUUUGGACACACUUGAUAUGUAUGUUCCAGACCAUCCCAGUUAGGUCUCACGGCUGCCCAGAUGGACCUACCUGUCUUUGGCACUUGGGAACUGCUUCAAGGUGGCUGAGUCCUUUUGACAUGGUCCCCAGGGCCUUGGGCAGCUUCGUAGUUGUCUUUACUACGAAAUGUUUCAAACUCAUCUCGUAUGUUUUUUGCCCCAGGAUGUGGUCACCCAUUUAUCCUGGGGAUCCUUGGUUCCUGUAAUCGGACUUCAAAACCUUGGUGCUAGGGGUACCCGUCGGUCGUGAUUUGCUCAUUGUUUCUUGGUUUUAGUGGACAGAGCUUGGAAAUAUAUACUAUUAGCUUCUGGGUUUUUGUUGUUGUUGUUGUUUGUUU
Messenger RNA from Hipposideros armiger (great roundleaf bat), 3189 nucleotides. It is a transcript of the gene FBLN7, whose product is annotated as fibulin 7. Bases 246 to 1394 code for a protein of 382 amino acids. The record is from RefSeq and is a predicted model, not a curated record. Gene Ontology annotation, molecular function: calcium ion binding. The transcript has 11 exons. Lineage: Eukaryota; Metazoa; Chordata; Mammalia; Chiroptera; Hipposideridae.